AUGGGUACAUGUCGUAACGCUGGCACCAGCAAUCCGGUCAUCAGUUGGUAUUCAAUCAAGUGUGGCGCAUCGUUACGAGUUCUCAAUUUCUCAAAGAAGGGAGUGGCAUUGUUCCAGAACUCCUGGUCGAAUGUAAUCCUCGUCCUCCGUGUUGUCAUACUUAUCUAUCAUAUCGAGGGUCGUAAACAUGUAAGAUGUAGCGAUUAUAGAAUUUGGACCUUCUUUCUUGAGACGAAUGAAUGA
Messenger RNA from Acytostelium subglobosum LB1, 243 nucleotides. RefSeq lists its product as hypothetical. Lineage: Eukaryota; Evosea; Eumycetozoa; Acytosteliales; Acytosteliaceae. The transcript is spliced from 3 exons. The coding region runs from base 1 to 243 and encodes 80 amino acids. The record is from RefSeq and is a predicted model, not a curated record.